AUGUGGCCGAAGGGUUGCAUCAUUGCACGUGAAGCCGUCGUUCGCUACUUUUCGUAUCGUCGGGAUUUGUUUCCGAUUUCGCUCUCCUCGUUGGAGUUGCUCGUGAGUUGACACAUUGGAGUGAUACUUCGAAAUGCUUGUCGCUGCUAGGCUCUUCGGCCGUGGUGCCACAACCUGCGACAUUAUCAGGAAACAGCAAUUUAGCACCAUCCUUAAAAACGCUGCUGCCCCAACAGUUGCUUUUCCACAGCGAAAUGACUUCCAACAAUAUCGUUUUAAAUCUGAAAAAGUCAAAGGUGCAGUCAUUGGUAUCGAUCUUGGCACCACAUUCUCAUGUGUUGCUGUUAUGGAAGGAAAACAAGCCAAGGUCAUAGAAAAUGCAGAAGGUUCUAGAACUACACCCUCAUAUGUUGCUUUUACUAAAGAUGGUGAACGAUUAGUAGGUAUGCCAGCGAAACGACAGGCAGUCACAAACUCUGCUAACACCUUUUAUGCCACAAAACGUCUUAUUGGUAGAAAGUUUGAAGAUUCUGAAGUAAAGAAGGACAUGAAAAUGGUAUCAUAUAAAAUUGUUCGUUCUUCGAAUGGUGAUGCCUGGGUUCAAGGAAGUGAUGGAAAAAUGUACUCUCCUAGUCAAAUUGGAGCCUUUGUUUUAAUGAAAAUGAAAGAAACUGCUGAAAAUUAUUUAAGUACUCCAGUUAAGAAUGCAGUUGUUACUGUUCCCGCUUAUUUCAAUGACUCGCAAAGACAAGCCACAAAAGAUGCUGGUCAGAUUGCUGGUUUGAACGUUCUCCGAGUAAUUAAUGAACCUACAGCAGCUGCCCUUGCUUAUGGCAUGGACAAAACUGAUGAUAAAAUCAUUGCUGUGUAUGAUUUAGGAGGCGGUACUUUUGAUAUUUCGAUUUUAGAAAUCCAAAAAGGAGUCUUUGAAGUCAAGUCAACUAAUGGAGAUACAUUCUUGGGAGGUGAAGACUUCGACAAUGCUUUGGUCAAUUUCUUGGUUUCCGAGUUCAAGAAAGAGCAAGGAAUAGAUAUAACCAAAGAUGCAAUGGCGAUGCAGCGUUUGAAGGAAGCGUCGGAAAAAGCCAAAAUCGAACUUUCGAGUUCUCAGCAGACCGACAUCAAUUUGCCUUACCUAACCAUGGAUGCCAGUGGACCCAAACACUUGAAUCUUAAACUUUCACGAAGCAAGUUCGAGUCCCUUGUCGCUGAUUUGAUCAAGCGUACAAUCGCACCGUGUCAAAAAGCACUCAGUGAUGCCGAGGUAUCGAAGUCAGAUAUUGGCGAUGUUCUUCUUGUCGGUGGUAUGACCAGAGUACCCAAGGUACAACAAACUGUACAAGAAAUCUUUGGUCGUCAACCAUCAAGGGCUGUUAAUCCCGAUGAAGCUGUCGCUGUUGGUGCUGCUGUCCAAGGUGGUGUGUUGGCUGGAGAUGUUACUGAUGUGCUUCUGCUGGAUGUUACUCCACUUUCACUUGGUAUUGAGACCUUAGGUGGAGUUUUCACAAGACUGAUCACUCGUAACACAACCAUUCCAACGAAGAAAAGUCAAGUAUUCUCAACAGCAGCUGAUGGUCAAACUCAAGUAGAAAUUAAAGUACAUCAAGGAGAACGUGAAAUGGCUACUGACAAUAAACUAUUAGGACAAUUCACUCUUGUUGGUAUUCCUCCUGCACCAAGAGGAGUUCCGCAAAUUGAAGUUACUUUUGACAUUGACGCCAACGGUAUUGUCCAUGUAUCGGCCAGGGACAAGGGUACUGGAAAAGAACAACAAAUUGUCAUUCAAUCGAGUGGUGGUUUGAGCAAGGAUGAAAUCGAAAACAUGGUCAAGAAUGCUGAACAGUACGCUAAGGAAGAUAAAGUUAAGAAGGAAAGAGUUGAAGCUGUUAACCAAGCAGAAGGUAUUGUUCACGACACCGAAGCAAAGAUGGAAGAAUUCAAAGCUCAACUACCACAGGAUGAGUGUGACAAGCUGAGGGAACAAGUUGCUAAGAUGAGGGAAACUUUAACAAAGAAAGAUGAAAUGGAUCCUGAAGAAAUCAAGAAACAAACGAACGAACUUCAACAAGCGAGUCUCAAGCUCUUCGAGAUGGCCUACAAGAAGAUGGCCGCUGAACGUGAAGGAAACCAACAGCAAACUCAAGAACAGCAAACUGAAAGUGAAGAGAAGAAGAAAGAAGAAAAGAAUUAAAUUUUUGGACACCAAACUAGAAUGGAGAACUGGCACAAAAUUUAUUUGUCCGCCAUCGUACUAUUUAGAUAUAAAUUCAACCUUUAUUUUCGUUGAUAUUUUUAACACUUUGAACAACGCGGUAAGUUUAUUAGAAUAAUACGAAAAAGCAUUUAUAAUCACGUAUUAAAAUAUCACCGCAAGUGUCAUUGAUUGUGAUGAUGUAACAAUAAUUGCACGUAGUUGCGAAAUUUUCGGUGGCCGGUAAUACAGUCAUGAUUGUAAAACUUUACGAUUCAUUACAUACAUCUUAAUUUGAUAAACAGAGGUUCUGCGUAUUUAGCUAGAAUGCUUUAUUUUGGUUAUAUAAAAUACUGCAUAUUUUUCAUAUUUUUAAUUGAGUUUGAAAAAAAAAAAUAGGUAUCGCAGCUAACCAUGCGGCUGAAAUACAUUUCGAAUGCAAGGCGGAUAUAAUUCUCUUAAAUUAAGAGAGUUUACAAACAAAACCAAUCCAACAAGGCAUCUGACUUCAUGUAUAUGAAAUAACUCUAAUCAUAGUUAGAUCAUCACUUUCAUCAAUCGCUACUUUAGUAUACUACAAGAUAUCGUAGGAAAAAUUGACGUGUAAAUUGUGUACAUAUGUGAUCGCGUGCAUAGUGAAAAGUAAAGCAGGUUUUUUUAAAAACUUGUAUUAAAAUAAGAAUAAUACUUUUUACGAAUCACUGUACCGUUUAACUGACGGAUUACGAUGUUCUAUUGAAUUGGAACAAAAUAAUUUACCAGUGGUUCAAGUUAUUACCGCUGUAACUCUGAAGUAAAAUUGUUAUUUCACAUUUCAUUUUAACUAAUAGCGGUUGUAUGUUUGCAAACCGUAUGGAUGCGAAUAAAAGCGAAAAUUGUAGUACGAAUUGAUAGUUAAUUUACAACAGUUAAAAUUAUUAGAUUAAAAAAGUUACGCAAAUUGUAUCUAGAAUAUAUCUAAUGUAUCUGUAUACUUCAAUUUUUUAUUUGAAAAACUAUAAUUACUUUAUAUAUGUUUCUGUAGUGUUUGUUCAAUAAAAUGUGCAAAAUAA
Phymastichus coffea is the source of this 3243-nucleotide messenger RNA. RefSeq names its product heat shock 70 kDa protein cognate 5 (gene Hsc70-5). The transcript has 12 exons. Gene Ontology annotation, cellular component: mitochondrion; cytoplasm. Gene Ontology annotation, biological process: protein refolding; cellular response to unfolded protein. Lineage: Eukaryota; Metazoa; Arthropoda; Insecta; Hymenoptera; Eulophidae. Gene Ontology annotation, molecular function: misfolded protein binding; heat shock protein binding; ATP binding. The coding region runs from base 134 to 2191 and encodes 685 amino acids. The record is from RefSeq and is a predicted model, not a curated record.